This is a messenger RNA of Emys orbicularis (European pond turtle), 1009 nucleotides long. RefSeq names its product junctional adhesion molecule A-like. Gene Ontology annotation, biological process: regulation of membrane permeability; establishment of endothelial intestinal barrier; cell adhesion. Gene Ontology annotation, cellular component: bicellular tight junction. Bases 25 to 978 code for a protein of 317 amino acids. The record is from RefSeq and is a predicted model, not a curated record. NCBI's taxonomy places the organism in Eukaryota, Metazoa, Chordata, Testudines, Emydidae. The transcript has 9 exons.
CCGUGGGUAGCUGGGUGCGCGGCGAUGGCUGGGCCCGGGGCGUGGGGCCGGCUCCACUUACUGCUCCUCAGCGUCAGCUCCUGGUCCUUGAUAUCAGCCCAGGUGAUGGACACACAAACCAUUCAAGUGCCUGAGAAUGACCCAAUUGAUAUACCCUGUACUGCGUACGUAUCGCAAAGCGGAACACCCAGGGUCGAGUGGAAGUUUGAAAAGGGCUCUUCAAUAGUGCUAUUCUACUAUGAUUCGAAAUUCACAGACCCCUACAAAGACCGUGCUCAGUUCACACCCACAGGGAUUCAUUUCACUUCGGUGACUCGGAAGGACACGGGGAAGUACAUCUGCGAGGUCCUCUGGACCGGGAGCGUGGGCAUUGGCCGACUAAAUAAGUCAGAAGUUGACCUCAUCGUCCAAGAUGCCUCUCCACCUCCUACCUGCCAAUGCUACAGGUACGACGUCCUUAUGACCUCCAACCCCAAGAUCAACGAGAAAUUCAGGAACUCCUGCUACGCGAUCGACACCAAGACAGGAGCGCUGAUGAAUGAGCCCGUAACCAGCUUCAACACGGGGGAUUAUUUUUGCGAGGCUCAGAACAACGUUGGGACCACUCAGAAAUCGGAAGCCAUCCACUUGGACGCCAGAAACGUCAUUUCCCACAAGGACAUGAAAGCGCUGGUCGACAGCAGGAAUGCUCGGAUUAUCGACGUGCGGUUGCCGGAGGAGGUGGCGAACGGCCAUAUCGCCAACUCAGUCAAUAUUCCAGUGACAGAAGUCGAGGAAGCCCUGAAGAUGGACCCUGAGAUGUUUAAGAUGAAAUAUGGCAUGGACAAGCCACGGAUGGAUGACGAGAACUUGAUCUUCUACUGCCAGAGGGGCAGGAGAGCAGCUCAGGCCACAAAGAUCGCCAUAACCCUCGGCUACGCCAAGGCCCGUAACUAUGAAGGCAGCUACAAGGAAUGGUCUGAGAAGGAAGGGAAGUGAAGUGGGAAUGACUCCGCGAGGGCUGGUGUCU